Messenger RNA from Symbiodinium sp. CCMP2592, 1983 nucleotides. The record is from the annotation of a GenBank genome assembly. Lineage: Eukaryota; Dinophyceae; Suessiales; Symbiodiniaceae.
AUGGCUGGAAGAGUGGCCUGGCUCGGCCUGCUUUCCAGCUUCAGGCAGACAGUUCGCGCAGCCGACCUUCGCUUUGCCAGCCCUGAAAACGAGCUUCGUUUUCGGCAUGACUUGGUGCAGCAGUCAUUUCGACUAGCAGCUCCAGCAGGUCUGACACAGGUUGCACUGCAGCUCGUCAUCGCUGCCAAUCGCCUGUCUCAGGAGAUGCAUUGGAAUGCCGGCAUGUCAGCGCCUGAUCUGAUGUUCUUGUUGAUGCAGGCAAGUGCUGCGGUGCUGAUGGUUCUUGCCUGCCUUCACGGCCUCUUCUCCAAAGGUGAGAGGUGCCGCGGCUUCUCAGAGGCUCUGUGGACCUGUGCUAUCAGUGCCAACACUGUCGCCGGUGUCCUCCAUGGAAGAUGGUGGCGACUUUGGGUUGAAGAGAGGGAGCUGGACUGCUUGGAUGGAGAAGCAUCAGAGCUCUCCGCAGCUCUUCUCAGCGUUGCCUUCGUUUCGAUUGCUUGCCAUGUGCUCCCUCUCCGGUGUUGCUUCCUCGGUCCGUUGGUGAUCCUGGCUGGGGUGGCCUGCUGCUUCCAGGCCGUGAUGGGCGCUGCCGCUAGCCAAGGUCGCCAGUCAGGCGUGCAGCUCCUGAAUGCUGCUCUGUUGCUGUGGUUGCUGACCUCCUCAUAUUGUGCUGCUCACGGAAGAGAGCGAAGCUUCCGAGAGGGCUGGAUGCGUGCGUGUUCCCAGGACUCCCUCAUGCACGAGGCUUCUGCGGAGAAAGGAGUUGCUAAGGCCGCCUUGGCACGCGACUUGAAAAUCUUCAAGUUGUACGGCUGCUGUUUAGCCCUGAGCUUGCACGAGGACUUCCGGAUAUGCAAUGGUUCCCUACAAGCUGCCAAGACUUUUUUCGGGAAGGAUGUGGAGGGUUCGAGCUUCCUGAUGCUGGUGGACGAAGCUUACAGGGACAACUUCUCGCAGUUGUGCAAGCAUAUAGAUGGCUCGCGGAUUCCAAGAAGCGUAACCGUGAAGCUGAUCUUAGCAGAUCCGGCCCCCACCGCCUGUCAGCUGAUUCUCCUGUACCAUGGACGGCCAGGACGGACCUACCUGCUUGGCAUCAAGCGGGUCUCGGGCUUCACUGAGCAAAGAAGGUCCCCACCCGGCCGAGUUCAGCCGGAUCCCGAAGUUCAGGACACUCGCCACCCUCUUGCACCCGACCAUGUGGUUCCUUCACCGAGCCCUCUUGGUUCUCCACAGCCACCAGAGAAGGAUCGACCCGCCAAAAUGGACAGAGGGUCUGGAGACCCUCCGAUCAUGCUGGCAUACUCAGGGUUCAGCAGCGACCGCGAUGGGGCAAGCUCUGCAAGCUUGUGCUACACUUCGUCAUCAGAUGGAAGGGGCGCAUCAGGUUUCAGCCUUCUUUUCACCGGAACGGACGGCACCGUCCAGACAGAUCCCAUGCUCGGGAAGGCAGAUGCAUGCGUUGAGACGGACGUCGUCUGGUCGGAAGAGGGUUUCCACUGCCGAUGUUGCAGCCUGCCACCAUGUCCACUGGACGAUCAACAGAGAGACGCCCUUGCUUGCAGCAACUUCAAGCCGCGCAGGCGAAAACGGAAGCACUCCAGCUUGGAGGUUCUCCAGGGGACCUGGGCGCUGGAACCCUCGUUCUCCGGCAUCGCGCAGCAGUUCAUGCACCGCCUGACCUUCAUCGGCGACAGGUGCAUAGAUGCUUUGGGGCAGCGGUGGAAGAUCACGGACGACAACGGCACGCUCUACCUGAUCAAGGGCCGUAUCUGGGUCAGUGGCAAUGUUCUUUUUCGCGAAGGUAAAUCGGGCAUAGUCAUGCGUUUCCAGCGGGAAGAGGACCUCGCCAUGGGAUUUGAGGAAGACAUGGAUGCCGAAGAUGUGCAGGAGCAGGACAGCCUGCAAGUCUUGGAGAAUAUCGUCUCGCGCUGCUACGACGAGCACUCUCCGGAUCUGCUACUGGAGCUGGGCCUGAACCAGUGA